AUGUGCUGUGGGUGCUGUGGAAGUACCGCUAGUGGAGCUGCCGAGGAGGUGGUUGUGCUGGAGGUUGUGGUGGAAGUGCUGCGGGUGCUGGUGGAGGUGCUGCUGGUGGAGCUGAGCGACGAGGUGGUGGUGCCAGAGGUUGUGGUGGAGGUGCUGCGGGUGCUGGUGGAGGUGCUGCUGGUGGAAGUGCUGCUGGUGGAAGUGCUGCUGGUGGAGCUGAUCGAGGAGGUGGUUGUGGUGGAGGUUGUGCUGGAUGUGCUGCGGGUGCUGGUGGAGCUGACCGUGGAGGAAGUCGUUGGCUUGUCGUUGUCGUGA
Molecule: messenger RNA, 315 nt
Organism: Symbiodinium natans
Lineage: Eukaryota; Dinophyceae; Suessiales; Symbiodiniaceae
Source: the annotation of a GenBank genome assembly